UACACUACCACUAGCUUAUCAUCAGCUGAAAGCACCACGACCAUGGCCGCUUCGGUCGAACCAACGCAUCUCGGCCGCCUCGAGCCGAGCUCCGCUCAGAUGCAGGCUUUCAUGAACGGGACCAGGGCGUACCCUCCUUCUUCCCCGAGCCGCAUCCCGCGCCGCUCUGAUCGUGGCUUCACCGCCCUUGUCUCGUCGCACCCGUGGGAGUGGGACGAAGACGACGACGACGACGAGCAGGACUGGCGCGAGCUCUACGGCUCGCACCUGCAGCUGCAGGUGGUCGAGCCGGCGGCGAACGACCGGCGCGACGAGGGCACCGCGGACGCCUGGGUCAAGCGCAACCCGUCCCUGAUCCGGCUCACCGGGAAGCACCCGCUCAACUGCGAGCCGCCGCUGGCGCGCCUGAUGCGCCACGGCUUCAUCACCCCGGCGCCGCUGCACUACGUGCGCAACCACGGCGCCGUGCCGCGGGCGGACUGGGCGAUGUGGACCGUCGAGGUGGUGGGCCUCGUCCGCCGUCCCGCGCGGCUCACCAUGGAGCAGCUCGCCCGCGGCUUCCCCGCCGUGGAGCUCCCCGUCACGCUCGUCUGCUCCAGCAACCGGCGCGGGGAGCAGAACGCGGCGCGCCAGACGCUGGGCUUCAACUGGGGCCCCGCCGCCGUGUCCACCUCCGUGUGGCGCGGCGCGCGCCUCCGCGACGUGCUGCGCCGGUGCGGCAUCGCGCCCCGCGCCGGCGGCGCGCUCAACGUCUGCUUCGAGGGCGCCGACAGCCUCCCCGGCGGCGGCGGCGGCUGCACCACGUACGGCACCAGCAUCCGGCGCGAGUGGGCCAUGGACCCGGCCAUGGACGUCAUGCUCGCCUACAUGCAGAACGGCGAGCCGCUGCUGCCGGACCACGGCUUCCCGGUGCGCGUCAUCGUCCCCGGCUGCACGGCCGGCCGCAUGGUCAAGUGGCUCCGCCGCAUCGUCGUCACCACCGCCGAGUCCGACAACUACUACCAUUACCGCGACAACCGCUUCCUGCCGUCCCACGUGGACGCCGAGCUCGCCGACGCGGAAGGGUGGUGGUACAAGCCGGAGCACGUCAUCAACGAGAUGAACAUCAACUCGGUGAUCACGACGCCGGGGCACGACGAGAUCCUGCCCGUCGACGGCGUCACCACGCAGCGGGGGUACACCAUUAAGGGAUACGCCUACUCCGGUGGUGGCAAGAAGGUGACGCGGGUGGAGGUGACGCUGGACGGCGGCGAGACAUGGCUGGUAUGCGAGCUCAACCACCCGGAGAAGCCCAACAAGUACGGCAAGCACUGGUGCUGGUGCUUCUGGUCCGUGGAGGUGGAGGUGCUCGACCUCCUCGGCGCCAGGGAGAUCGCCGUCCGCGCCUGGGACCAGUCGCUCAACACCCAGCCGGAGAAGCUCGUCUGGAACCUCAUGGGGAUGAUGAACAACUGCUGGUUCAGGGUGAAGGUGAACGUGUGCCGGCCGCGCAAGGGGGAGAUCGGGCUGGCGUUCGAGCACCCGACGCAGCCCGGCAACCAGCCGGGCGGGUGGAUGGCGCGGCAGAAGCGCAUCGACGCGGCGGAGGCCGCCGCGACGGCGCUCCAGCGCGGCACCCCGCCCGAGCCGCCCGCCACGAACACCGCCGGCGCUAGCAAGCGGUUCACGAUGGCCGAGGUCCGGGAGCACGCGUCCCGGGACUCGGCGUGGAUCGUCGUCCACGGCAGCGUCUACGACUGCACCGCGUACCUCGAGGACCACCCCGGCGGCGCCGACAGCAUCCUCAUCAACGCCGGCACCGACUGCACCGAGGAGUUCGACGCCAUCCACUCCGACAAGGCCAAAGCGCUCCUCGACGCCUACCGCAUCGGCGAGCUCGUCACCACCGGCACCGGCCACAACUCCGACGCCGCCAUCCACUGCGCGUCCUCCAGCCUCUCCCACCUCGACCCCAUCCCCGGCGCCGUCAAGCCCGCCGCGCCCGCCGCCGCCGUCGCGCUCGCCAACCCUCUGGAGAAGGUCCCCUGCCGCCUCGUGGGCAAGAAGGAGCUCUCCCGCGACGUCCGCAUCUUCCGGUUCGCCCUGCCGUCGGCCGGCCAGGAGCUCGGGCUCCCCGUCGGCAAGCAUAUCCUGGUGUGCGCCGACAUCGCGGGGAAGCCGUGCGCGCGGGCGUACACGCCGACGAGCGCGGCGGACGAGGCCGGCCACUUCGAGCUCCUCGUUAAGGUGUACUUCAAGGGCGAGCACCCCAAGUUCCCCGGCGGCGGGCUCAUGACCCAGCACCUGGACUCCCUCCCGAUCGGCUCCCGCGUCGACGUCAAGGGGCCCCUCGGCCACGUCGCGUACGCCGGCCGCGGCGAGUUCGUGAUCGACGGCGAGCCGCGCCGGGCUCGCCGCCUCGCGAUGGUCGCCGGCGGCAGCGGGAUCGCGCCGGUGUACCAGGUGAUCCAGGCGGUGCUGCGCGACCAGCCGGGGGACCGGACGGAGAUGCACCUCGUGUACGCGAACCGCACGGAGGAGGACAUCCUCCUGCGCGGCGAGCUGGAGCGGUGGGCGGCCGAGUUCCCGGACAGGCUCAAGGUGUGGUACGUGGUCGAACGGGUGAAGCGGCCGGAGGAGGGGUGGGAGUACAGCGUCGGAUUCGUGACAGAGGCUAUACUGCGGGAACACGUGCCGGAGGGCGGCGACGACGACGCGCUGGCGCUCGCCUGCGGGCCGCCGGCGAUGAUCCAGCUCGCCGUCGCGCCCAGCCUGGAGAAGAUGAAGUACCGCAGGUCCAGUUCUUUCGUCGUCUUCUAAGUUCCAUAGCGCCGUCGCCGUGAGCUCGGUGCCACCAGUAAGAAGGUUUUUGUUUGCGUCUGCUCGAUCCCCAACGACAGGGGAAAUAUUUGCAUAAUACGAUAUAGUCCUACAGGAAUGUAUAUUCGAAAUAAAUAAUUUCAGUAUAUAUAUGGGGAUGAAUAAGUGGAGCAUAGGCCCACAUGUAAAUGGAAGAUCAUUGUAUACAAAAAGGAGAAAUUGUGUAUU
Panicum virgatum (switchgrass) is the source of this 3027-nucleotide messenger RNA. Its product is annotated as nitrate reductase [NADH]-like. The transcript has 4 exons. Gene Ontology annotation, molecular function: nitrate reductase (NADPH) activity; molybdenum ion binding; heme binding. Lineage: Eukaryota; Viridiplantae; Streptophyta; Magnoliopsida; Poales; Poaceae. The coding region runs from base 43 to 2799 and encodes 918 amino acids. The record is from RefSeq and is a predicted model, not a curated record. Gene Ontology annotation, biological process: nitric oxide biosynthetic process; nitrate assimilation.